AUGCUGACCACAUUCUGCUGGGUGCCCAAGGGGGCCAUAAAGGCCACCCCAAUCCUAUCCACGGACACAGCUGAGCAGGCGCGCUUAAAGCUGCGCCAUCAGCACCCCGAGUACAUCGAGGAAGAGGAGGAGCAGCAGCAGAAGGAUGCCAAGAAGGCUCGGGUGACCUGCGAGGACGCGGAGAACGAGGAUGAUGGCGACGAGGAGGGCCUGAGCACGAACGUCGACGACACGCUGCGCGUCUUUGCCGGCGGCGGCCCUGGCGCUCUGCUCGAGGAGGUGGAGUCGGACGAUGAGGAGGAGCUAGAUGAUACCACCUUGAAGCCGACGGAUCUCGUCUUUACCGUAGCGUGCGCCGAUUCACAGGCUCCGCGGCUGGAGAUGUACGUCUACGAUGAGCCGGAGGACAACAUGUACGUGCACCACGACAUGGAGAUUUCGGCCUUCCCGCUUUGCAGUUCGUGGCUAACUGACGGCACCAUGUCCAUGCUGGCGGUAGGGACCAUGCUGCCCUUUAUCGAGAUUUGGGCCUUGGAUGUGAUGGAUUCUGUCGAGCCGGCCAUAAUCCUCGGCGGAUGCGAGAGGCGGUCGCACAAUUACUCCAAACAGAUGCUGAAGCGGAACUUGAAGGCGGACUCGCACACGGAUGCAGUUCUCUCAGUGAAGUGGAACACCGUCGCGCAGAACAUCUUCGCCUCUGGCAGCGCCGAUUGCACCAUCAAACUUUGGGACCUCAACCAGGGCGGCGUCUGCCUCGGUACGUACAGCGAGCCGGAAAAGGUCCAAUCGCUUGACUGGCAUGCGACAGAGGCGAACUUACUGCUCUCCGGUGGCUUCGAUGCGAGCAUGGUGCUUCGUGAUUGCCGCCAGCCGGACCAGACGGCGCAGCGCUACGGACUGCCAGGGGUCAUCGAGCACGUUGAGUUUGUUCCCUCGGCUAGUGCAGCCGCAGCAUCAGCCCCUGUGGUGAUGGCGUCGACGAGCGAGGGCCACUGGGCUGCGUUCGACACGCGCAUGGCGAGCAGCAAAGCGGGCCACUGCCCAGUUAUCCCUCUCUGGCAGUUGCAGCCGCACCAGGCGGACCUGACGUUUAGCUGCUCUCGGCAGGUGCCAGGCCUGUUCGCGACGGGUGGCAAAGAGGGUGAGAUUGCGCUGUGGGAUGGGAGAGACAGCAGUGUCGCUCCAAAGAUGGUCGUCUCGCGCAGCUACAAGACGGGAUCGGUACUGUCACUGAGCUUUCACCCAAACUCGCCACACAUCUUGGGUGCAGGUGGCUCGUCCGGUGCGCCGCUGGUAUACACCAUCACCUCCGACAUCCACGACAUCUUUCGGUAA
This is a messenger RNA of Leishmania braziliensis MHOM/BR/75/M2904, 1335 nucleotides long. RefSeq lists its product as hypothetical. The record is from RefSeq and is a predicted model, not a curated record. The transcript has a single exon. Lineage: Eukaryota; Euglenozoa; Kinetoplastea; Trypanosomatida; Trypanosomatidae. Gene Ontology annotation, biological process: rRNA processing. Gene Ontology annotation, molecular function: protein binding. Gene Ontology annotation, cellular component: nucleus. Bases 1 to 1335 code for a protein of 444 amino acids.